AUGACAUCACGUCCUGGUGACAGUUCCACGGGGACGUCUCUGAGCACGUCCUCACCGCAGACAGCUGAAAAAUUUCUGGCCAGCACUGCCUGGGACGCAGUCGAGAAAAUCCCUCUGCGACAAAGAACUUUGUCGAAGCCCACGUCUCAUUUUGCCUUCUACCUAACAUUCCCGACCUCUCGAAUUCCGGAGACCUCUGUCUCUACUUUUGCCCCCACUGCUUUGCCCCCACGGACUUGGCGUGUCACUCCCAGUGAGGAAACAGCGGCCGGCUAUCUGGGGAAGGCCACGUUUGCCACACCCUGUGGUCCCCCACGCCUGCCCAGCAAGGCCUGCCUUCGCUGCCCUCGCGGGAGUCCCCCGGUUUCUGCCCCGGGUGGUGAUGGUAUGGGAAAUCUGAGAGUCACCAAGAAGGGAAUUCGACUUGAAGGUAUAUCUGAGUUUCUACUUCCAUUGUAUGUGAAAGAGAUUCAUUCCCGCAAGGAUAGUCCACUGGUCUUACAGUCUGACAGGAAUGUAACAGUGAAUGCAAGAAAUCACAUGGGGCAGUUGACUGGACAGCUGACCGUCGGAGCUGACGCUGUGGAAGCUCAGUGUAAAAGAUUUGAAGUGAGAGCGAGUGACGAUGGCAGGGUGCUGUUUUCUGCAGAUGAAGAUGAGAUUACCAUUGGGGCUGAAAAGCUGAAAGUUACAGGUACUGAAGGAGCAGUGUUCGGACACUCUGUGGAGACGCCUCACAUCAGAGCAGAGCCAUCCCAAGACCUCAGGCUUGAAUCACCAACCAGAUCCUUGAUAAUGGAAGCUCCUCGUGGAGUCCAGGUGAGCGCUGCUGCAGGAGAGCUCAAGGCCACCUGCCGGAAGGAACUCCACUUGCAGUCUACAGAGGGAGAGAUAUUUUUAAACGCAGAUACAAUACGGCUGGGAAAUCUCCCAACUGGCUCCUCUUCAUCUUCUACGUCCAGCUCCUCCAAUUCUCGACAGACAGUGUAUGAGCUCUGUGUGUGCGCCAACGGCAAGCUCUACCUUUCUCCAGCGGGAGUGGGCUCCACCUGUCAGUCCAGCAGUAACAUCUGCUUGUGGAGCUGA
Molecule: messenger RNA, 1086 nt
Organism: Tupaia belangeri chinensis (Chinese tree shrew)
Lineage: Eukaryota; Metazoa; Chordata; Mammalia; Scandentia; Tupaiidae
Product: zeta-sarcoglycan-like
Exons: 8
Coding region: 1-1086 (361 amino acids)
Biological process (GO): heart contraction; cardiac muscle tissue development
Cellular component (GO): sarcoglycan complex; sarcolemma
Source: RefSeq, a predicted model, not a curated record